AUGAGCUCCGUCACCAUCAACAAACAACGUGAGGCCAAGAGAGGAGCCGCCACGGACUCGGUGGCCGCGCGCGAGGAGGCCGACACCCAAAGCAAGCUCUCCGCACGCUGUUCGUGCGCUGACGGUGCCAGCGACAUGCAGGGCCUGCUGCACAUGUACAUGUCGGGCACGGUGGUGGGUGUGGCCAACGCGGCCAUGUUCCACCCGGUGGACUCGAUCCGCAUCCGCUACUUCUUCCUCCCGCGCUCCAAGAAGACCGUACACAUGGACGACAUCCGCGGCGUCAGCUUCUGGAAGGGCAUCAGUUUCAAUAUGUUCUCGACGGCGCUGAAGCAGAUGGCGUUCUACCCGACGCAGGAGCUCAUCAAGCACGUGUGCAUUGCCAAAGGAGGUUUCAAUAUGUUCUCGACGGCGCUGAAGCAGAUGGCGUUCUACCCGACGCAGGAGCUCAUCAAGCACGUGUGCAUUGCCAAAGGAGGCAUGAGCGAGGAGCGGGGUCAGUUCUUCUCGAGCAUGUUUGCGGGCAUGGUGUUGGGCCUCCUCGCGGCGCCCAUCAACGUCAUCAAAGUCCCGCUCCAGUCGGGCGUGAACGCCACCUUCACGGUGCGACAAAUCUGCAGGGACGUGUAUCGCGAGCGCGGGCUGCUGGGAUUCUACAGAGGUGGACUCGGCAUCGUCCUUCGCGACACCGUGUGGUCGAUGGCCUACUUCCCCAUGUUCGGCCUCCUCCGCAAGACGCUAUCGUCGGUCGUGCCGCCUUCGCUCUUUUCGUCGACGCCGACGCCGGGCUCCACCGACGCAGCCGCCGCGACGUCGGCGUCGGCACCGGCAUCGGAGCGUGACCCGCGCAGCGUGGCCAUCAACUCGCUCUCCAGCGUGACGGCCUCCAUGAUGGCCAUGCUCGCCUCCUAUCCCUUCGACAGUUCACGGCUCUACCGACAGAAGUUCGGCGGGCAGUACGGGUUCUGGCACGGGUUCCUGAAGUCGUUCCAGCCGUCGUCGGCCAACUACCGAUCGCUCGCCGCGUCGCUCAUCCGAGUCCACCGCAGCAUCCGGACGGCCAACCGCGGCAUCCUGGCGCGCAUGCGGGACGACGCCGACGCGGAGGGUGACGCCUCGACCUGGAUCGACGGCAAGGAGCACUCGGGCCGCACAUCCAAGAUCUACUGGCUGCGCCACAACCCUCCUACCUUCGACGAUUGA
This is a messenger RNA of Acanthamoeba castellanii str. Neff, 1203 nucleotides long. Its product is annotated as carrier superfamily protein. Gene Ontology annotation, biological process: glycine import into mitochondrion. Gene Ontology annotation, cellular component: mitochondrion. Bases 1 to 1203 code for a protein of 400 amino acids. Gene Ontology annotation, molecular function: glycine transmembrane transporter activity. The record is from RefSeq and is a predicted model, not a curated record. The transcript has 9 exons. NCBI's taxonomy places the organism in Eukaryota, Discosea, Longamoebia, Acanthamoebidae.